Molecule: messenger RNA, 4850 nt
Organism: Camelus dromedarius (Arabian camel)
Lineage: Eukaryota; Metazoa; Chordata; Mammalia; Artiodactyla; Camelidae
Gene: CCDC150
Product: coiled-coil domain containing 150
Exons: 27
Coding region: 1350-4607 (1085 amino acids)
Source: RefSeq, a predicted model, not a curated record
UUCUGUUUCUAUGAAAUCAGAUUUUUGUUUGGUUGGUUUUUAGAUUCCUUACAUAAGUAGUACAUUACACAAUUUUUCUUUCUCUGUCCAGCUCAUUUCACUUAGCAUAAAGCCCUCCAGAUUCAUCCUGCCAUUGGCAGGAUUUCCUUUUGUGUGGCUGAUUAACAUUCCAUUUAUAUGUAAAUCACAACUUUAUCCAUUCAUCCACUGAAGGACAUUUAGGUUGUCUCCAUAUCUUGGCUAUUGUGACUAAUGGUGCAGUGAACAUGGGUAUGCAGAUAUCUCCUCAAGAUAUUGAUUUCAGUUUCUUUGGAUAUAUUCCCAGGAGUGGGAUUGCUGGAUCACAUGGUAAUUCAAUUUUUAACUUUUUGAGGAACUUCUGUACUGUUGUCUGUCUUGACUGUAGCAUUUUAUAUUCCCACCAACAGUAUGUAAGUGAUACCUUUUCUCAACAUCCUUGCCGACAUUUGUUAUUUGUGGUCUUUUUGAUAAUAGCUAUUCUAACAGAUGUGAGCUGAUAUCUGUGACUUCGAUUUGCAUUUCCCUGAUGAUUAGUGAUGUUAAGCCCUUUUCAUGUACCUGUUGGACAUCUGUAUAUCUUGUUUAGAAAAAUGUCUGUUCAGACCUUCUGCCCAUUUUUUAAUUGGAUUGUUUCUUUUAUUGCUUCUGACUUGUAUGAGUUCUUUAUAUAUUUUGGAUAUUAACCCUUUAUCAGUUAUAUGGUUUGCAAAUAUUUUCUCCCAUUCUGUAGGUUGCCUUUUCAAAUAAGACAUUUCUGAGGAUCUAAUGUAUAACAUAGUGACUGUAGUUAAUAAUAUGUUAUUGUAUACUUGAAAACUGCUAAGAGUAGAUCUUUAAGCAUUCUUACCACACGCAAAAAAGUUAACUAUGUUAACUAUGUGAGGUUGUUAAUUAUGUAAAUGUGUUAAUUAUUUUGAUCUUGGUAACCAUUCUACAAGGUACAUGUAUAUCAAAUCAUCAUGUUGUGCACUUUAAACAUAUACAAUUAUAUUUGUCAACUAUUCCUCAAAAAAUUUUUUUUAAUGUAAAGAGAGAAAUAGAAGGGCCAUUCUUUGGGACUGUGGGGGAAAGACAGAAGGUGAUUGAAGAGCUAUUUCAGAAUGAAGAAAUGUCCUCAGUGGCUGUAGCAAUGUUAUAUUGGCAAGAAGCUCAGCCUCUCCACAACCCCCAGUCAUGCUUCUUGCCCCCUUAAAUCCUGCCACCAGUUUAGACUUCUUUAAUCCCUUCCCUGGGGCUCUAGGGACCACCUUCAGUGACUUGAACAUGAGGGAUUCCCUACUCCCAUUGCCUGGGAGGGAAGGGGAAGGAGAGAUACCUGAUUACACAGCAUGUGGGGGAGAAAGGUGCAAAUGGAAACUACAAUGUCCAGACCAGUCCUCUCUCCAACCCACAUCAAUGCUACAGCUUCUGAAACAUUCACGGUACUUCAGCAAAGGAUGAGAAUAGUUGAGGAACAGACCAGUUCUCUGAGGGAUGACCUAAUAAUGUUGGACUUUGGUGAAAAAAGAGGCCAAUUGGAAACUCCAAAAUAUGUGGAAGAGCCUAUGAGCCAGAACAUCAUUAGUCCUAUCCAGAAUGAAAUAAUUUGUUCAGGAAAAACAGAUAUUUUAUGGAAGAACUGUGAGUUUCUGGUAAAUCGAAUGUGCCGUCUAGAAAGCCUCAUCCAGUCCUUGAAGAUGAACAUCUUUCGUCUGCAGACUGAAAAGGAUUUGAAUCCACAGAAAACAGCUUUUCUGAAGGAUCGACUGAAUUCAAUACAGGAGGAGCACUCCAAGGACCUGAAGCUACUGCAGCUGGAAGUGAUGAACUUGCGCCAGCAACUGCGAGAUGUGAAAGAGGAAGAAGACAGGGCCCAAGAUGAGGUGCAAAGGUUGACUGCCACUCUGGAGCUUGCCUCAGAGACCAAGAAGAAUUCAGCCAUUAUUGAAGAGGAACUGAAGACCACAAAACGUAAAAUGAACCUUAAAAUUCAGGAGCUAAGGAGACAGCUGUCUCAGGAGAAGCACCUAAGGGAAUCUCUUGAGAAAUCCGGAUCAGCCAUGCUACUCAAAAUACAAGAAAUGGGAUCAACAGUCGAGGUGGAACGGAAGCAGGUGCAAAUUUUGCAGCAAAACUGCAUUGCCCUACGCAGUUCUAUUCAGACCACCCAAGAAGUCCUGGCCCAGGAACAACAACAAAAAGGGGAGUUGGAGACUGCUACCUCACAGCUCAAGUCGGAUCUAGUUUCUAGAGAUGACCUCAUUUCCAAGUUGGUUGAAGAAAAUAAGAAUUUGCAGGUGUCUUUCAACAAAGAACAUGAAGAAAAUGCAUAUUUGAGGUCUGAAAUAAUAUCCCUUCAUGAAGCAUCAGAAAAAGCACAAGUUGUGAAUGACCAGCUAACUAGAAAAUGUUCAGAGCUGAACAGCAUGCUUCAGACUGUUAGAAUGGAAAAUACCAGAAUCAUUGCUGACCAUCAAGCCAUUCUUCAGGAAGAACAGAAAAUGAUGACACAGACAUUUCAAGAACAAAACUUACUGCUGGAUGCAGCCCAUGCCAGUAUCACAAGUGAGCUACAGACUGUUCAGAAUGAGAAAACACAGCUCCAAGUGCAUCUAGACCAUUUAAUCCUUGAGCAUAACCAGUGUAUCCAGAAAGCACAGGAUGUUGAGAAGAGGACAGCUGUGCAAAAAGAGCUGCUGGAAUCAACAAUUGCAAGAUUGCGAGGUGAACUGGAAGCAUCAAUGCAAGAGAAGAAGUCUCUGCUAGAUGAGAAAGACAGACUUCAGAGAGAGGUUACUAAAACAGAGAAAGAAAUAGCACAAGAAAAAUGCAAUUUGGAAAAGGAAUUAGCUAAAACCAAGGUAGACAUAAAUGCAUUAACUCACAGCCUGCAUACUGCAGAGGAAAAGAAUAAGCAACUGGCAGAUCAGAUGGCUUCCCUAGAACUUCAGCAAGCAACUUCUGAUUACCAUUGGCUUGCCCAACAGCAGGUGGAAAAUGUCUUGGGAAAAAUUACUGAGAGUAAAAAUAAACUGGCCUAUGAAAAAGGAAAACUCCAGAUAAAAGUUAAGCAGCUUGAAGAACAACUACAUUCUUUUACUGAAACCAGUUCACAGAAUGACCAUCUACGCAAGUUGAAUAAGGCACUAGAGGGCAAAUAUGCUCAGGUGAAAUCCAUUCUUGAAAAGAAUGAAGAGGAGCUCUCACGAGCAGUGAAGGGUCGUGAUGCAGCGCUGAAAGAGAGUCAGAAGUUGAAAGGGGACCUCGAGGCUUUGGAGGACAGGGAGAACAAGAAGGUGGGGAACUUUCAGCGACAACUGGCAGAGGCUAAAGAAGACAACUGCAAAGUUACAAUCAUGUUGGAGAAUGUGUUGGCUUCUCACAGUAAGAUGCAAGGUGCUCUGGAAAAAGUGCAAAUAGAGCUUGGACGGAGGGAUUCAGAGAUUGCAGGCCUCAAGAAAGAAAGGGCUCUAAAUCAACAGCGGGUGCAGAAGCUGGAAGCAGAAGUGGACCAGUGGCAGGCCAGGAUGCUUGUCAUAGAUGCUCAGCACAACAGUGAGAUGGAGCCUCUACAGAAAGCUCUAGAUGUAGCUAGAGAAGACAACAGGAAACUGGCCAUGAGCCUGGAGCAAGCUCUCCAGACAAAUAAUCAUUUGCAAACAAAGCUUGAUCAUGUUCAAGAGAAAUUGGAAAGCAAAGAACUCGAGAGACAGAAUUUGGAAACCUUCAGAGAACGGAUGAAUGAAGAAUCCAAAAUGGAAGCCGAGUUGCAUGCUGAACGCAUAGAUGCUCUAAGAAAGCAGUUUCAAACUGAGAGAGAAACUGCAAAGAAAGCAGCACAACGGGAAAUGACUGAGCUGAAGAAAGCCCUUGACGAAGCCAACUUCAGAUCAGUGGAAGUGUCCCGGACCAACCGAGAGCUGCGGCAGAAACUCACAGAGCUGGAAAAGAUGCUGAACAGCAGCAAGGAGAAAAUAAAGACUCAAAAGGCUCAAAUUAAGCUCCACUUGUCGGCUAAGACGAAUAAUGCUCAAAAUAUAGAGAGGAUGAAGCAAAUAGAAACAGAAUUGAGGCAAAUGGAGAUCAUUAAGGAUCAAUAUCAGAAGAAAAACUAUGAACAGUCCCUGAGUAUCCAGAAAUUUGUAUCUGAAAUGACUAACCUCCAGAAGGAGAUGCAGCUGUUGGCCAAGAGCCAGUAUGACACCUCAGCACGGAAUAAACAGCAAGAGCUGUGCCUCGAGGCAGAGCGGAAAGUACGGCAGGAGCUGGAGAACCGGUGCCAGGAAUUGGAAGAAACUGUCAGACACCUGAAGAAAUGUAAAGAGGCAACAGAGAAUAAACUGAAAGAAGCCAGUGUGGAAUCAGAACAGAUAACAGCUAACCUGGAAGAAGCUCACCGCUGGUUCAAGUGCAGGUUCGAUGGCCUACAGCUGGAGCUGACAAAAAACCGGCUGCAGAGGCUUCCCCGGGAGGACAGGUGGCGGGAAGAGGACCAAGAUAAAAGGCACGACGGCAUGUCCAGCCAGUCUGCUCUACAUCGAUGGGAGAAUAAACAGAAUCUUAGACUUGUGCCCAAGAAGUGUCCUUCUGAACUAGAGAGAAAGUGAUGUCCUUGACAGAGGAGCUUUUUCACUUUCAACAGCUACAUCACCAGGAUUCCCCAAGCCCAGCAACCAGCACUGGCCUGUUUCCACAGUCAUCAGAACAUGAAGUCUUUGAUGUGGGCUGAAGAUUUUGGACCUGAGUUUAUCCUUUUAUGAACUCUUUGAUUUCAAUACAGAACCACCCCAUCUUUUUUGUCCCUUUCCCCAUUUUUCCACCCAAUAAAUUUAUAUUAAUGUGUUAUAUGA